AUGGAUGUAUCCGAUGAUGAGGAAGAUGUGGUUGUUGGUCAAAAGAAACGUAAACGUUUGAUGUUGGUGGAUUCCGAUGAGGAGGGGCAGGACAAUGCUAAGGAGUCCUCGCCGAAAACGAAAAAGAAGGGCAAAGAUGAUUCAUCAUUUCAUGCCUCGGAUGAGGAUGAGGAGGACGAAGAUGAAGCUUCUUCUUCGUCAGCAUCUCCAUCGCCCAAGAAGAAAAACCUGAAAAUCAAAGAUGAACCAAAAUCCAAAAAGGUAAAAUUGGAUGCCUCCCUGGUGUCUGGUACAUUUGCUGAAAAAUUGCAACAACUACAAUCAUCUGACGAUUGUAAAACUAGCAAAACCCAGGAAGCCAAAUGUGAGGAAAUUGUUACAACUUCGACACUUGAUGAACCGGUCAUAUGGCCUCAUCAGAAAUUAGAAUUUUUAAAACCUGACAAAAUAAAAGAUAAACAAGGCCGUCGACCCGAUCAUCCGGACUAUGAUGGUUCUACGUUACAUGUGCCAAAGGACUUUUUGGAUUCAUUGUCGCCGGGCGUUCGUCAAUGGUGGGUCCUCAAAUCGGAUAAUUAUGAUUGCGUUUUGUUCUUUAAAGUUGGCAAAUUCUAUGAGCUUUAUCACAUGGAUGCUGAUGUGGGUGUCAAUGAAUUGGGUUUCACGUAUAUGCGUGGUGAAUUUGCCCAUUCCGGUUUCCCGGAAAUAUCAUUUGACAAAAUGGCCUCGGUGUUGGUGGAACGUGGUUAUAAAGUGGCCCGUGUGGAACAGACAGAAACUCCCGAUAUGAUGACCGAAAGAUGUAAACGUAUUAAGGCCACAAAAUUCGACAAGGUUGUACAACGUGAAAUUUGCCAAGUAAUGAAUCGGGGCACUAGGGUAUUUGGUUCACAGUGUAGUAUUACACCGAAUUAUCAAACCAGUUAUAUGCUGGCCAUUGUGGAGAAACCACAUCAGGCGGGUGGCACCAGUAGUUAUGGCAUUUGUUUCAUUGACACUUCGAUAGGUGACUGCUAUUUGGGUGAAUUUGAUGAUGACAAGAAUUGUUCACGUUUACAUACCCUUUUGUCGCAUCACAUGCCAGUUUUGGUGGUAUUGGAAAAGUCCAAUAUUGGUGAACAGACACAGGACAUCAUGAGAACAGUAUUGAGCGGUGUAUUAAAAGAAUAUAUGCCUGCCAAUGGUAGUCAACAAAGUACUCCGGAGAAAACUCUUAAGGAAUUGGCUGAGAAUUAUUAUGCCUGUGAUGGUGAUAAUUGGCCAGUCGUUUUGCGAACCAUGCAAGAUGACUGCGAUCAUUUGGGCCUAACACCACAUCGUCAGGCCAGAUUGGCUCUUAAGGCCUUGGGUCUGUGUAUUAAUUACAUGAAAAAAUGUAAAGUGGCUGAGAAAGUUUUACCCAUGGCCAGAUAUCAUUUGUAUGAGCCACCAGAUAUGCUAAACGAUAGUGUGGUGGCCGCCAAUGUUCCCACAAAGAAAGUCCAAGCUAUGCAACGUGCCCAUAUGGUUUUGGAUGCCACCACGUUAAUGAAUUUACGCAUAACUGGUGAAGAGCAUUCCCUACAAUCUACAUUGGAUCAAUGUUGUACGAAAUUUGGUAAACGUCUGCUGCAUCAUUGGCUAUGUGCUCCAUCGUGUAAUUUGGGCGUGAUAAAAGAUCGUCAAUUGUCAAUUGCUGAAUUUUUGAAAAAUUCAAGUUUAUUGCAAGAGAUAAGGGGUUUAAUGGCUCCCUUGCCAGAUUUUGAAAGAUAUUUGGCACAAUUUCAUCAUUUUGGAAGUAAAUUGGUGCAAGAAAAACAUCCCGAUGGUAGGGCUAUACUCUUUGAGGCGAAACAAUAUAAUAAGAAGAAUAUUCAGAAUUUUAUUGCUAUACUCAAGGGAUUUGAGACAUUACUAAAAAUACCCAAUAUGUUUGAGGGGGUAUCUUGCAGUUUGUUGAAACAUUUAACCCAAAACAGCAAUAAUGGUGGAGCUUUUCCUAAUCUAUCCAAACAGUUGACUUUCUUUAAGGAAGCCUUUGAUCAUGCCAAAGCCUCUGAAAGUGGUGUUAUUGCCCCAGAACGAGGUGUCGAUGAAGAUUAUGAUCGGGUUGAGGAUAAAAUUCAAGAAAUCAAAGAUGAAUUGGAAGAAUAUCGCAUUGAACAGGAAAAGUUAUUUGGUUGUCGUGUGGUCUAUUUCGGGGCGGAACGUAAACGUUAUCAAUUGGAAAUUCCCGAGGCAAAUGCACGCAAGGUUAAUAGUAAAUAUUCUCUGGAGGGUCAAAAGAAGGGCGCCAAACCGUCAAGGCGUUAUACCACCGAAGAGACAAGGUCCUUACUCAAACGCAUGUUAAAUGCCGAAGAUGAACGUAAUGCCAUCUUGAAAGAUUUGUCACGACGUAUAUUUGAAAAAUUCUCCCAACACUACCAGCUAUGGAAACAAUGUGUUGAUUGUGUGGCAGAAAUAGAUGUUCUCGCCUCAUUAGCUGAAUAUGCCCGGACCCAAUCGACAUCAAUGUGUAUGCCCGAGUUGGUAAUACUCGAAGAGGGUGAACAACCAUUUAUUGAAAUCGAAGAAGGUUAUCAUCCAUGUGUAUCUUCGGAUACAUAUAUACCAAAUGGCAUAGCAUUGGGUUGUAAUGCGACCCCUGCAUUGUCAUUGCUUACCGGACCAAAUAUGGGUGGUAAAAGUACAUUAAUGCGGCAAGUUGGUUUACUUACUAUUAUGGCACAAAUUGGUGCCCAUGUACCGGCCGAAAGUUGUCGUUUAUCAUUGGUCGAUCGUAUAUUUACACGAUUGGGGGCCCAGGAUGAUAUUUUAUCGGGUCAUUCAACAUUUUUGGUUGAAUUAAAUGAGACAUCGUUGAUUUUGAAACAUGCCACUGCAAAUAGUUUGGUGUUGCUGGAUGAACUGGGUCGUGGAACUGCUACGUAUGAUGGCACAGCAAUUGCAGCUUCUGUUGUUAACUUUUUGGCAGAUCUUAAAUGUCGCACGCUGUUUUCAACCCAUUAUCACAAUUUAAUUGAUUUCUUCCACAAUGAUGAACGUAUUACCUUGGGCCAUAUGGUCUGCAUGGUGGAAAAUGAGGAUACCGAAGAUCCUACCCAAGAAACGGUUACAUUCCUAUAUAAAUAUACAGCUGGUGCUUGUCCCAAAUCGUAUGGUUUUAAUGCUGCCAAAUUGGCUGGAAUGCCUCAUGGUAUAAUAAAGAGAGCCUAUGCUCUUUCCAAAAAAGUAGAAGCCAUUGCUCUAAAACGUAAAAUUGCCGCCAAAAUUGUGGCUGCUGCAACUGUGGGAUGUGCCACCUCGGCACAGGCUAAUAAUUUGAAAAAUCUCCUAAUACAACUACAACAAUGUCAGGUUUAA
Molecule: messenger RNA, 3345 nt
Organism: Musca vetustissima
Lineage: Eukaryota; Metazoa; Arthropoda; Insecta; Diptera; Muscidae
Gene: Msh6
Product: probable DNA mismatch repair protein Msh6
Exons: 9
Coding region: 1-3345 (1114 amino acids)
Biological process (GO): mismatch repair
Cellular component (GO): MutSalpha complex; nucleus
Molecular function (GO): ATP binding; ATP-dependent DNA damage sensor activity; mismatched DNA binding
Source: RefSeq, a predicted model, not a curated record